UUUGGUGGCUUCUUUUUAUACAGCAGCGUUGCCGAAGAUUUCUUCAAUUCAACUAUUGAUAGCUAGCAUGGCAAGUACUCCAGUUGGCUCUAAUGCACUUAUUCUGGAAGUUCUUGACCGUAGUAACUAUGAAGAUUGGAGAUCGCGAUUAAAAACUUAUUUGUUGGCUGAAGAUCUUUGGGAGGCUGUCGAAGCAAUCGUGAAACCUCCAAAACGUGAAGAUGAUCAAACUGAUUAUAAGGCCUGGACCAAAAAGAAUGCCAAGGCUUUGUACGCAAUCCAAAAUACAUGCGGGAGAGAGCUGUUCUCUUUUAUAAGGAAAAUUGAGACGGCCAAAGGUGCCUGGGAGGCUUUGGAACAAGAGUGCAAAGUUAUGCAAGGAUAUGAUGAGAACAAUGUGGACCACUUGGGGCGCUAUAAAUCGUUCAUAGAAUCAGUGAGGAGUGGUGAUUGGGAUAAGGCAAAGAAGUGUCUUGGAGAAGUUGAUAUGCGCAGUGUAGUAGUAAGGGCUGUAGAUGGAGAUGGAGAAAUCGCUCUUCAUGUAGCAGCCAAGGAAGGGCAUGUGCACAUCGUGAAAGAGUUGGUGCAUUUGAUGACACAAGAAGAUUUGAAAACGAAAACCACUCUUGGUCACACAGCUCUUCACGUAGCAGCGUGGAUGGGGCACGUGCAAAUUGUGAAAGAGUUACCGGUGCCGUUGAUGGGAGAAGUAAAAGACAAGGAUGGUGACACAGCUCUUCAUAUAGCAGUCCAGGAAGGGAAGGCCAAUAUUGUUAAAGAGUUGGUGCUGUUGAUGAGACAAGACGACUUGAAAAUAAAAAAUGAUGCUGGUUACACAGCUCUUCACCUAGCAGUCAACAAGGGGAAUGUGCCUAUGGUCAAAGAGUUCCUGAGAAAAGAAAAAGGUGAGAAUAAUAUUGGCGAAGACGACUUUAAGCGUUUUAUACCGUUUACCACUUAUGUGAAAAAUGGUGAUUGGGAUAAGGCAAAUGAGAGUCUUAGAGAACUGGAUAAUCCAUGCGGUGUAGUAACAACAGUAGAUCCAAGAAACUACCGCGGAGACACUGCUCUUCACGUAGCAGCCCGGGAAAGGCAUGUGGAUGUUACCAAAGGAUUGGUGUUGUUGCUGAAAAGGAGACAAGAAGAUUUGGAAUUGAAAACCGCUGAGGAUUUCACCACUUUUGGUUCUGGUAUAACUUUAAGGGUCAGUGAAGAAUUUCUCAUGGAAAGGGCCAAGUACAUGGUUGAACAGUACGAGAAAACACUUGGCAGCUGUUUGGAGAUACAAAACGCUCGUGGUUACACAGCUCUCCACUUGGCAGCAGAGAACGGGUUUGCGGAUAUUGUGAAAGAGUUGGUACCAUUAAUGAGAAAAGAAGGUUUAGAAAUACAAGGCGCUAGUGGUGACACAGCUCUCCACUUGGCAGCACUGAACAACAUGAAUGUGGAUAUUGUAAAAGAGUUGGUGUCAUUAAUGAGAAAAGAAGGUUUAGAAAUACAAGACGCUGACGGAGACACAGCUCUUAACAAUGCAUUGUUUAACAAUGCAUUGUUACGAGUGCGUGUGGAUAUUGCGAAGGAGUUGGUACAAUCGAUGAGACAAGAAGGUUUGGAAAUAAAAAACGAAAAAGGUUCCAAUGCUCUUCACCUAGCGGUCAAGAAUGAGCUUAUGCCUUUUGCUAAAGAGCUGAUGGCAUUGAUGAGACCAGAGGCUUUGGCAGAAAAUUUAAGUCGGGCUAUUCAAUAUUUCAUGGAUGGAGACGUUUGCGAAAUGGCUAAAUACAUGGCUGAAAAGAAUGAUAAAGUAUUUGGCAUACCCUCGGCUCCCAAUGAUGACAUUCCAGUUGUCAGAGCUCUUCGUCAUAAUAAAUGGAAAUCAGGUCGCUAUAUGUACUCUGUCACUCCACUUGAAGCUCUUAAGGGACCCAAUGGCAGUUCAUUUAUUUGUUUAUGUCUCAACGCUAGCAACACGAUUGAUUUAGCGUGGGACUUGCUUCAACGUUACCCAAAUUUGGCUUUCACUGUGGCUAUACCACCUGAAUCUACUCCUAUGAUGAAAUUGGCUCGCAUGCAUUUUGCAUUCUUAAGUGGAACACGACUCACACGUUGGCAGAGAUGGCUUUAUCGCCUUUAUGAUUGUAUACCCGUACCAGAAGUUGCUCAUCUUAACAUUCAUGAUAUCUCUAUAAAUAUAGCCGAAUCAAAAGAUGAUCAUGACAAUAAAGGGGAUUUCAUUUCCUCAGUUAUGACUUUUUUUAGAAGAUUUGCCAAAGGUGUCUAUAAAUUUGGCGGAAUCCGUCAUAUAUAUUUAAUGAAAUCGACACAUAAAUCGAUCUUUCAAUUUCUACAUUGCAUGGGUGAAGCGACAAGAAUUAAUUAUCUCACAGCAGAUCAACUCGACAUAGUGAAAAAAUCAAUCUUCAAUGCUAUAGAACAAGGGCAUCAUGAGUUUGUUACUCACCUGUGUAAAGUAAAUCCAGAACUACUUUGGGAGGCUUAUGAUGAAAGGGGGAUGACAAUAUUUCAUUAUGCAAUUCGAUAUCGUCAAGAAGAGGUUUUUAAUCUUAUAUAUGAGCUUGAGGAAAAAAGGCGAAAUGACAUUGGAACUCGUCUAGUGAACUGUGACAAAAGUAUGCUACAUUUUGCCGCCGAUUUAUUCUCAGUUUCAUAUUUUGAUCAUAUUCAAGAUGCAACUUUGCAAAUUCAAAGAGAACUACAAUGGUUUAAGGAGGUGGAGAGAUGUGUACCCCUUGAAAUGCAUGAAUAUCGAAAUCGUUCAGACGAUUUGACAGCACGGGAACUAUUUACCAAGAAUCACAAGAGAUUGAUGGAGGAUGCAAAAAAUUCAAUGAAAGAAACAGCAAAUUCUUGUACACUUAUAGGUGCUCUCAUUGUUACAAUCAUGUUUGCUGCAGCUUUCACACUUCCCGGUGGAAAUAAUGAUAACACAGGCCUUCCCUUAUUACAAAAUAACAGGUUGUUCAAGGUUUUUAUAGUUUCAGAUACUAUAUCACUUUUUUCUUCCACAACUGCAGUAAUUACAUUCUUGGGAAUACUUACCUCACGUUAUGCGGAACAAGAUUUCCUCAAAUACUUGCACACAAUGAUGAGGACCGGCGUAUUCACCCUUUUUUUCUCUAUUGCCACCAUGAUGAUUGCAUUUUCUUGUGCACUUGCCAUUAUGCUUGACAAGGAAGCAUGGAUUGUUAUACCAAGUAUUUUGUUGGCCAGUGUUCCAUUGAUAUCAUUCGUAUGGUGGCUGUUCCCACUCCUCGUCGAUAUUUUCAAGUCUGCUCAUGGACCUGGAAUAUUUGGCCAAAGAAAAAGAUAAUGAAACCAUGAUUUAAAAAUCUGACAUUAUCUAUGAUAUAGGUCUCUUUUCUUUUAAAUUUCAUUCAACAUUGUAAUUUAAUGACUUGAAUUUUCUUUAUUAAUUUCUUGAAAUUAAUAAAGGAUCUGUAUGUACAA
Molecule: messenger RNA, 3468 nt
Organism: Rosa chinensis
Lineage: Eukaryota; Viridiplantae; Streptophyta; Magnoliopsida; Rosales; Rosaceae
Exons: 10
Coding region: 68-3331 (1087 amino acids)
Molecular function (GO): protein binding
Source: RefSeq, a predicted model, not a curated record